AUGAGCGAGACCAGCUAUUCGGCUCUAUCCUACGUGUGGGGAGAUGUCUCAGACACAAUCGAGAUCAACCUGAAUAACUCUUCCUUCAAAAUCGGUCGAAAUCUCCACGCUGGACUCGCGCAGCUACGAGAAAAUGGCAUGCAUGACUGGCUGUGGGUCGACUCAAUAUGCAUUCAGCAGUCUGAUCUCGAUGAAAAGAGCUAUCAAGUCGGCCUUAUGGGAGCCAUAUUUAGCAAUGCAGAUUGCGUAUACUCUUGGUUGGGCCCAGGCUCAAAUGGGAGUGACGCAGCGAUGGACUUUAUCUCUCGCAUAGGCCCAACAGCCCUGAAGCUUGCGGUAUUGGAUUUGCUGCCCAGGGAUGACAGGGUCAUUGAUUACCUCAAUAACCCAGCUUCCUACAAGGAUUAUACAGGGACAGAUGGUGAUGUAUUGGAAUAUGCUCGCUUUAUACACGAUGUCCUCCACGAGCCAGAUCUCCGAGGCAAAGAUCAUGAUGACGAGGGCGUUGCCGCCGGAAUGCAGGGACUGAUGGAAAGAGAUUACUGGCACCGGAUCUGGAUCAAUCAAGAAGUUGCUCUUGCGAAAGAGGUCGUCAUCGUGUGUGGCACCAAAACUAUGCCAUUGAGUAUGCUUGAAGCCACUCUGGAAGUCGUGGAUUAUUGCUACACUGGCUAUCGUUUUCACAGCCCCGAAACGAGAGACUUUGGCAGGGGCUUGCACAGUAACUUUUCCCACAAUUUGGCUAUGGAAAUACGCACCCAGAAGCUUCGGGGGGACAAGAUACCUCUAGACAGCCUCCUCUUCAACGGCAUGGCCCCUCCAGAUCGUCCAUUUUACUCGGCUACGGACCCGAGAGAUAUUGUUUUUGGACUACUGGGCGUCACUACGGACAACGAUCGUCUGGGUAUUCGUGUAGACUACAGAGCGAGCAUGGCUGAAGUUUUCACUGCCACGACGAGAGCGUUUAUCGAGAACAAUGACAGGUUCUGGGGGGCGUUCAAGCUCGACAGCUGCGUUCCAAAAGAGGAGGGGGUUGAUGACUUGCCUUCUUGGGUGCCCGACUGGCGAGAGAUGGGGACAAAUGGCAUCACAGAAGAUGCAAUCAACGUAUCCAUGUUAUUCGAUGCGGCCCCGCCAAUUCCGGUGCCUCUUGUCACUCGGACCAGCUCCGACGACAGCCUCGGAAUUCUUCGUUGCUAUGGGAGUCGAGUUGAUCUCAUCACCGAAGUCUUGCAACCACACAAAGAAAUCCAUGACACAGACCACCUAGCUAUGAAUCGCGCAAACUCUGAGUCAAGGCUACAGUCGAUUUGUGGUUUCAUGAAUCUUGGAACUGAGACUGGCCCUGGAGAGGACUACAUAUGGCGAGUUCUUCUGGCACCUCAUUGGUACAGGAGAAUAAACGCCUCCAUGAGCGAAGAUACUGCAGCUUUGGUCCGCAAAGUCAUGCGCCGGAGUUCCAUUGAUGCUGGUACCUUGACUUCAGAACAAACAAAAUUUAUCCAAGAUCUGCGAGAUUUCUGGAACAAGCCCCCAAAGCUCGACGACUUUUCGGCACAGCUUGCAAAUGCUCGCAAGAGACUUCAGGAAAACGAGAGGGAUCUUAAUCACAAGAGGACUCUCUUCAAGACAACUAAGAGCAUGCUUGGGCUUGGAUAUAAGAUGGUUCGACCUGGUGAUUUGGUUACUCUGAUCUGGGGACUAGGGUCGCCGAUUAUCUUGCGCCCGCGAGAUGGCGGGGGGUUUACCUUUGUGGGGGAUGCGUAUGUGGAUGGGAUUAUGCAUGGGGAGUUUAAAGAAUAUUUAUUAGCUAAGUCAACCCGAGAGUAUCUAUUAGAUCAGACCUUUACGGAGUUUAGAGAGGAGUUUGAGAUUCACUGA
Molecule: messenger RNA, 1881 nt
Organism: Fusarium keratoplasticum
Lineage: Eukaryota; Fungi; Ascomycota; Sordariomycetes; Hypocreales; Nectriaceae
Product: HET domain-containing protein
Exons: 1
Coding region: 1-1881 (626 amino acids)
Source: RefSeq, a predicted model, not a curated record